GCAGACUCCAAAGGAAAACACACUCCGCCACCUCCCAGAUCGUCCUUGAGCAAGCUAGCCCACCACGGGGGCCUGUCUACCUAGAGCGUGCCUCUCUCAUCCCACCUCCCUUGUCCCUCCGCACGCUUAGCUUUCCCCAGGACGAAGGAGUGGCAGCCCAAGCAGGGCGCAUCAAUGGCCAGCGCCGCGCUCGAAGCGGGCGAGACUCUGGUCACGCAGCAAAUUUGCAGCCUGGGCCCGCUGCAGCAACCGGAGACUGAGCGCGGCGUGCCCUUGGCCGAGGACGUGGCCGAGCUGCCAGUGCUGGAUGCCUCCGGCAAAGGGAUCCCGUUCGGGGCGCUCUUCCGGGAGCGCCGGGCCAUCGUCGUGUUCGUGCGGCAUUUCUUGUGUUACAUCUGUAAAGAAUAUGUGGAAGACCUGGCCAAAAUCCCCAAGGAUUUCUUACAAGAAGCUAAUGUCACACUAAUAGUAAUUGGACAAUCAUCUUUCCAACACAUUAAGCCUUUCUGCAAGUUAACAGGGUAUUCUCAUGAAAUCUAUGUUGACACUGAGAGAAAAAUAUAUAGAAAACUUGGAAUGAAGAAAGGUGAAGGAAUUGCUACAUCAGUGCAGAGUCCACAUGUGAAAUCCAACGUACUCUCAGGAAGCAUUCAAAGCCUGUGGAGAGCAGUGACUGGCCCUGUCUUUGAUUUUCAAGGAGAUCCAGCUCAGCAAGGUGGAACACUCAUUUUAGGUCCUGGUAACAACAUCCAUUUUAUACACCUUGAUAAGAAUAGACUAGAUCACAAGCCUAUAAACUUCAUUUUGCAGCUUGCAGGAGUUCAAAAAGUGAACUUUACAAAUCGCCUUUGUUUUGCCAUUCUUUACCAGAAACCAAAGAGUGCUGCAAACAUACACUAUUUCUCCAUAGAUGACGAAUUUGAAUAUGAGAACUUCUUCGCAGAUUUUGGACCACUCAAUCUGGCAAUGGUUUACAGAUAUUGUUGCAAGAUAAAUAAGAAAUUAAAGUCCCUUACAAUGAUAAGGAAGAAAAUAAUUCAUUUUACGGGCCCUGAUCAGAGAAAACAAGCAAAUGCAGCUUUCCUCAUGGGGUGUUACAUAAUAAUAUAUUUGGAGAAAUCUCCAGAAGAUACCUACAGGAUGCUAUUGGUUGGAAACAUAUCCUAUGUUCCUUUCAGGGAUGCUUCCUAUGGUAAUUGCACUUUCUACUUAACACUACUGGACUGUUUUCAGGCAGUAUAUAAGGCGGUCCAGUAUGGCUUCCUUAAUUUUGAAAAAUUUGACCUUGAUGAUUACGAGCAUUAUGAAAAAGCAGAAAAUGGAGAUUUAAACUGGAUAAUACCAGGCCGAUUUAUUGCCUUCUGUGGCCCUCACCCAAGAAGCCGACUUGAAAGUGGUUACCACUAUCAUACACCUGAAGCCUAUAUUCCAUAUUUUAAGAGGCACAAUGUUACCACCAUUAUAAGACUCAACAAAAAAGCAUAUGAUGCCAGGAGAUUUACAGAGGCUGGUUUUGACCAUCAUGAACUUUUUUUUGCUGAUGGCAGCAUACCUAGUGAUGCCAUAGUAAAAGAAUUUCUGAAUAUCUGUGAAAAUGCUGAGGGUGUUAUAGCAGUUCAUUGCAAAGCUGGCCUUGGACGGACAGGCACCCUUAUAGCCUGCUAUAUCAUAAAGCAUUAUAGGAUGACCGUUCCUGAAACCAUUGCCUGGAUCAGAAUCUGUAGACCUGGCUCUGUGAUUGGACCUCAGCAACAUUUUUUGGUGUCGAAACAGGCAAGCCUUUGGACAGAAGGAGACUAUUACCGCAAGAAGUUAAGGGACCAGGAAAAUGGAAGACAUGCAGCUGCAGUCACAAAAAUCCUAACAGGGGUCGAUGACAUUUCAAUAAGUGAAACCCAGUCCGAAGAAACUAAAGAUUCUGAAUCGUACAGUGAUGAUGAUGAUGAUGAAAUAAACGGAAUGACACAAGGUGAUAAGCUACUUGCCCUGAAAAGUAGAAGACGGGCAAAAUCAGCUACUUCAAUUCCUCUAACAGUAAUUCUUCAGCCCAGUGUUCAGAGCAGUAAAUCAUCUGAACCUAACAUUUCUGACAGUUCAGGCAUUUUUCAAAGAACUACCAGAUCUGCUGCAAGAAAAAGCAGUUUUAAAAGUAGCCACUCCAUUCCAAGGACUAGAACAGUCUUGCGUUAAGUUUUUUUUUUAAAUGUGGCCAGAACUGAAGGAAUCCUCUAGGAAAAGGAAAACAACAGGACCUAACACAGUUUGUUUGGAAACCAAACAAAAAAGCAAAAAAAAAAAUUCUUAGUUGCCUCCAGCUAAGAGACUUGGACAAUGAAGAAAAUGUACAUGAGAGUUUAAUUAGUUGAAAUUAUUCAUACUAUUGAGUCUUGAGGCCAGUGAUUUGAUGAAGAACUCAAAUAAAUCUCUGUGUGAAGAAAUAUUUGAAGUUUGGCAAACAAACAAAAGCAACAUAUUGUAAAUUUAGUCUCAGGUGUAUAUAUGAAGCCCUCUGUUGUCAAGAGGGUUCAAGAGUCUGUUUGGUGCAUGUGUAUAAAUUGUGAUGGCAAUCAUUUUUAGCUCCUGGCCUCCAAAGGAAUGGAGAAUCCAAGGCAGGCUUCUGUAUAUUCAUUUUCUGUUUGUCCUUGCUGUGUUCUAUUAAGAUGUAAAAGGAAAGUGCUUUAUUGAAAGAGUAUUUUUUUUUCUUGAUUUGCUGUAAUCUGAUUUAUUUCAUGUUAAUUAGCCAAGUAUCACCAAACUGCUUGCUUUCCACCAAAAAGUGUUUUACUGUUAACCUUAUAUAAACACUCUUAAGUGUUUUGGUACAAAGUGGUUCAGAAAAUAUUUGAAAACUAGUGAAAGAAUGUGGUCGUUGCUUUAGAAUGUCAAGAAGGAGAACUGGUUUCAAAUAGUACAAAUGCUGCAUAACUUCAUUUCUCAUUCUUAAGACCAUUUAGUAAGUAAAUAGUGCCCUGUGACUGGUCACUGUUUGGUUGCCCAGUAACAAGAACAGAAAGCUUUUCUUUUUAAAAAAGAAUACUGUGACUUCUUUCCCUUUACAAUACAAAAAUUACCAAGUAAUUUAAACUUUUCUUAUGGUACUACUUUAAUUGAAUUCUGCUAUUGCUUUUUCCUUAUCUGAUCUCCUCCUCAGUUUCAAACUAUAUAUUGGUUUGCAUCUAUGGACUUCAGUUAUUGGUAAAUAUGAGACCUCACUUAUUGCCUUUAUUUAGGGUACACAAAAAUGUAACUCUUUAUAUAGUGCCUUCUUCAAACCAACGAAGCAGAGUAGAUUCUGUGAAUAUUAGAUGACAAUUACAGAAAUUUAAUUUAAAACUUGAUGUAUCUUAUUACAUACAAUAAUGGGGGCCUAGUGGCAAAGAAUAUUUUAGUAUUCUGAGUUCACAUAUAUUUCUUUUCCACAUGUACAUGAACAAAGUGUAUGAUUGUUACUUCACUAGACCAGUUUCAGGCAAUCCAGUUUGAGAAGUUGGACCAUUGAAAUCUUAUAGAAAAUAGAUACUUUUAUAAUAUAAUACAAAUGCAUAGAAUAAAUGUCAGCCAUGUUUAUUUUUAUACCUAAUUUAUUUUUAAGAGCUGUUGUUAAAAGGAAAAAAAAAAGAGUCCCUAUAUGGGCUGAAGGAUGAUUGUAAUUAUAGCCUGUAAAUGCAAAAAAAAAAAAAAAAAAGCUUAAGCAGUGGUUCCAUUUUGGGGGCAAGGGGUACUUCUCUCUUAUAACACACUGAAAUUGGUAGUUGGCAUAGGGUCCUGCAGUUUAGCACAAAGUACUUCUCUCCACCCUUGAGAGUAGAACUAGAAACAAUGGCUGCUAGGACAUAGACUAUGAAAUUAAUUGGUCCAGAGGCAGUCACAUUCAUUCCCAUAUGGCUAUUGGCUCCUCUCUAGACCAUUUUGGGGAAAAGUGUAUUCUGCUGUACUGUGGCCGGGGAGAGAAGCCAGGGAGCAGUUAGGUGGUGCAGUGGAUAAAGCACAGGCCUUGGAUUCAGGAGGACCUGAAUUCAAAUCCGGCCUCAGACACUUGGCACUUACUAGCUGUAUGACCCUGGGCAAGUCACUUAACCCUCAUUGCCCUGCACAAAAAAAAAAAAAGAGAGAGAGAAACCCAUAGUUAUAAAAAGUGAAUAUAACAAUAAGCCCCCAGUUCUCAGGUCUAUUUUCUCAUUCUGACUCUCAUUUCUCUAAAGAUUUUCCUCUAUUAAUAACCAUAUAUAUAUAUAUAUACAUAUAUAUAUA
Messenger RNA from Dromiciops gliroides (monito del monte), 4251 nucleotides. It is a transcript of the gene CDC14B, whose product is annotated as cell division cycle 14B. Bases 175 to 2190 code for a protein of 671 amino acids. The transcript is spliced from 19 exons. Gene Ontology annotation, cellular component: nucleolus; spindle pole; centrosome. The record is from RefSeq and is a predicted model, not a curated record. NCBI's taxonomy places the organism in Eukaryota, Metazoa, Chordata, Mammalia, Microbiotheria, Microbiotheriidae. Gene Ontology annotation, molecular function: protein tyrosine/serine/threonine phosphatase activity; protein serine/threonine phosphatase activity. Gene Ontology annotation, biological process: cilium assembly; regulation of exit from mitosis; protein dephosphorylation.